This is a messenger RNA of Sphenostylis stenocarpa, 1218 nucleotides long. The record is from the annotation of a GenBank genome assembly. NCBI's taxonomy places the organism in Eukaryota, Viridiplantae, Streptophyta, Magnoliopsida, Fabales, Fabaceae.
AUGCAGCGUGUUAGAUUUUCAUCUCAACAGACACCAGUACACAAACUAGGAGAUCCUCAAAUGACAUUAUCUCCUAAGUUUAGGUUAGCGGUGAUCCAAUCAUCUUUCGCAAAUCCAUCACCUGAGUUAGAGUUUUCUCUAAGAGAGGAACCCUUAAUUCCUGGCCUUCCUGAUGAUGUUGCUCUCAAUUGUCUUCUCCGGAUUCCAGUUCAGAGUCACUCAUCUUGUAGAGCUGUCUGCAAGAGGUGGCGUAUGCUACUUAGUAACAAAGAGAGGUUUUUCACCAACAGGAAGCAAUUUGGUUUGAAAGACCCUUGGCUUUUUGUAUUUGCCUACCAUAAGUGCACGGGGAAGAUCCAAUGGCAGGUUCUUGACCUCACACACUUUUCUUGGCACACUAUCCCUGCAAUGCCUUGUAAGGACAGGGUUUGCCCUCAUGGUUUUAGGUGUGUUUCGAUCCCCCGUGAAGGCACACUGUUUGUUUGUGGUGGCAUGGUCUCUGAUGUGGAUUGCCCUCUUGACUUGGUAUUGAAAUACGAGAUGCAGAAGAAUAAGUGGACGGUGGUGAAUAGGAUGAUUACUGCUAGGUCGUUUUUUGCUAGUGGAGUGAUUGAUGGGAUGAUUUAUGCAGCUGGGGGGAACAGUACGGAUCUUUAUGAGCUAGAUUCUGCUGAGGUGUUGGAUCCUCUCAAUGGGAGUUGGCGCCCUAUUGCCAACAUGGGAACAAAUAUGGCAUCUUAUGACGCAGCUGUUCUCAAUGGGAAACUUCUUGUGACUGAAGGGUGGUUGUGGCCAUUUUAUGUCUCUCCAAGAGGCCAGGUCUAUGAUCCUAGAACUAAUAACUGGGAAAAUAUGGCUGUUGGACUCAGAGAAGGGUGGACAGGCUCGAGUGUCGUUGUUUACGGGAACUUGUUUGUUGUUUCUGAGCUUGAAAGAAUGAAGCUAAAGGUUUAUGACCCCGAAGCCGAUUCCUGGGAAGCCAUAGAAGGGCCUCCUCUGCCUGAGCAAAUAUGCAAACCUUUUGCUGUGAAUGCUUGUGAUUCUCAUAUUUAUGUUGUGGGUCGAAAUCUUCUGGUUGCUGUUGGCCAUAUCUCUAGACUGAAACCAAAAGAAAAUUGUAAGGAAAAAUGGAACUUCGGUGUUCGAUGGCAUGUAAUUGAUGCGCCAGAGUGUUUGUCUGAUCUGACUCCUUCAAGCUCUCAGGUGCUGUUUGCUUAG